AUGAUAUUUUCGAAGACUCUCCUGCCGUUAUUCCUUUUGCUCGUACCCCAUGCCAGCAAAGCGGCAACCGUCCGCCGCAGUAAUAAUACAGACAUCAAAUGGGGACCAUGCAAACUCAACACUACACUCCCGGUGCAAUGCGCCCAACUGCCCGUCCCGCUCGACUACACCGACAAGACUCGUAGCGACACUCUCAAUCUCGAUCUAAUCAAGUACCCGGCUCGGAAGCAGCCGAAGCGCGGUAGCAUUCUCCUCAACUUCGGCGGUCCGGGCCAAGACGGUCUAGAAAGUAUGCUUGCUUAUGCAGAGCUGAUGGGCCCGACUACUGGAGGUUACCACGAUCUCAUAAGUUGGGACCCAAGAGGAACGGGUAAAACUCUUCGGUUCUCAUGCUGGCCCGACGAUACCACAGGGUAUUACGCCGCUAUGGGAAAUAGCCUGGCUGGCAGUGCGGACUCGACGGUGGGUAAACUCUGGGCGGAGGGUAGCAUUAUUGCGACCCGGUGCCACGACCAGCAGAAAGAGACCGGCCAAUUUGUCGGCAUGGCAUUCGUCGCAAGGGACAUGAUGUCCAUCGUCGACGCCCUGAACGAAGAUGGCAUGCUUCGAUACUGGGGAAUUUCGGGUGGCACUACGCUGGGAGCUACCGUUGUCGCGAUGUUCCCCGACAGGGUAGAGAGAGUUGUUCUCGACGGCGUGAUGAAUGCGCAUGAGUACUAUAACUCUUUCGGCGAACCCGAGAUGGUCGCGUCCACGGACGCUACUUGGGAGGAAUUCAUGCGCGGGUGUAUCGCAACGCCCAACAACUGCGCCCUAGCAAAAAACAGGACAUACGAUGAGUUAGAAGCAGUCAUGACCGAGCUCUUCGACACCGUCCGGAACAACCCGCCCGUCUUCAACGGCACGGUCGUAUUCAGUUACGAUCUAUUCAAGGCCCACAUCUUCAGCACGCUAUACUCGCCAUCGGACUGGCCGGGCCUAGCCCAGGCGCUCGAGGACGUGCUACAGGGCAACCUGGAGACGUUCGUGAGCCGGGUCUUGGCAUUCUCGAUCCCGUCUCAAGACCAGGCAAUCCUAGGAAUCCGCUGCGGCGAUAAGAAGCUGCGGACGAACAAACUAUCCGAUCUCGAGCCCGUCUUCGAGCAGUAUCGUAAGACCAGCAAGUGGUUCUGGGAUUGGGCCUGGGGGUACGACGUAACGCCCUGUGCGCAAUGGGGAUUCGAGGCCAAGGAGCGGUACGAGGGUGAUUUCCAAGUCAAGACCAAGAACCCCGUGUUAUUCGUCAGCAACAGCUUCGACCCCGUCACUCCGCUCGCCUCGGCUAAGAACAUGAGCUCUGGCUUCGAGGGAAGUGUUCUUCUUACGCAUAACGGUCACGGCCACCUGUCUCUCACGCAGCCGUCAAAUUGUACAAACUCCAUCAUCCAAAAUUACUUCCUCGAGGGCAAGUUACCUGCGCCGGGAACCGUGUGCGAACCCAACUUUCCGCUGUUCGAUCCUGCCGCCUCAAUGUAG
Molecule: messenger RNA, 1515 nt
Organism: Daldinia vernicosa
Lineage: Eukaryota; Fungi; Ascomycota; Sordariomycetes; Xylariales; Hypoxylaceae
Product: TAP-like protein-domain-containing protein
Exons: 6
Coding region: 1-1515 (504 amino acids)
Source: RefSeq, a predicted model, not a curated record